This is a messenger RNA of Rattus rattus (black rat), 1193 nucleotides long. Its product is annotated as class I histocompatibility antigen, Gogo-B*0201 alpha chain-like. The transcript has 5 exons. Gene Ontology annotation, cellular component: external side of plasma membrane. The record is from RefSeq and is a predicted model, not a curated record. NCBI's taxonomy places the organism in Eukaryota, Metazoa, Chordata, Mammalia, Rodentia, Muridae. Bases 3 to 1037 code for a protein of 344 amino acids. Gene Ontology annotation, molecular function: peptide antigen binding; signaling receptor binding. Gene Ontology annotation, biological process: antigen processing and presentation of endogenous peptide antigen via MHC class Ib; immune response; positive regulation of T cell mediated cytotoxicity.
GAAUGGAGACUUCAGCAAUCCUCACUCUCCACCUGCUGCUGAGUGCUUCUUUGGCCCUGACCCAGUCCUUUAAAGGCUCCCACUCCUUGCGGUACUUUGACAUCGCAGUGUCAAGGCCUGGCCUAGAGGAGACCCACUACAUGACUGUUGGCUACGUGGAUGACACAGAGUUUGUGCAUUUCAACAAUGAAGCAGUGAAUCCGAGGUUUGAGCCCCGGGUGCCCUGGAUGGAACAGAUGGGACAGAAGUACUGGGAUGACCAGACACGCAUUGCCAAAGUCGCGGAACAGCAGAUUAGAGUGUACUUUCAGAAACUGCGAGGCUACUACAACCAGAGCCAGAACAGUUCUCACACCAUCCAAAGGAUGACUGGCUGCUACAUUGGACCAGACGGACACCUACUUCAUGCAUACCGUCAGUUUGGAUAUGAUGGACAAGAUUACCUCACUUUGAAUGAAGAUCUGAGCACCUGGACUGCGGCAGAUUCGGCAGCUGAGAUCACCCAUAGAGAGUGGAAGGCAACUAAUGAGGCUGAGUUCUGGAGGGUCUACUUGGAGGGCCCUUGCAUGGUGUGGCUCUUUAAAUACCUGACAGUGGGAAAUGAGACUCUACUGCGCGCAGAUCCCCCCAAAGUAUAUGUGACCCAUCACCCCAGACCUGAAGGUGACAUCACCCUGAGGUGCUGGGCCCUGGGCUUCUACCCUUCUGACAUCACCCUGAUCUGGCAAAGAGAUGGAGAGGACCUGACCCAGGACAUGGACGUAAUUGAGACCAGACCUGCAGGGGAUGGAACCUUCCAGAAGUGGGCAGCUGUGGUGGUGCCUUCGGGGAAGGAGCAGAAUUACACAUGCUAUGUAGAACAUGAGGGGCUGUCUGAACCCCUCACCCUGAGAUGGAGUAGACCUCCUCAGUCUUUCAUUCCCACAAUAGUAGUUGCUGUUGGCCUGGUUCUCCUGGGAGCUUCUGUGGCUACACUUGUCAUUUGGAAGAAGAGCUCAGGUGGUGAAAGGGGUAGCCUGAGUUUUCUUUCCAACUGAGGAACUCCAAUCCCCAGGUAAGUUUUCUCUGCCUCCUUGUUGGGAAGGGAUAUGGCCUGUUAUUCCCAAAGGCACAAUUCAGAAUGUCAUAACCGCAAAUAUUUCAAUCUUAAAAGAUCAAAAUACAAAUUUUUAAAUGUAUCCAAAACCAUAAGC